AUGUUCAAGUUCGCUCUAGCUUUGACACUUUGCUUGGCGAGCAGCCUUUCGCUGGCCCAGCACAAUCCCCAUUGGUGGGGCAAUCGCAACACCAUCGUCCACUUGUUCGAAUGGAAAUGGACGGAUAUUGCACUGGAGUGUGAGAAUUUCCUGGGACCUCGAGGAUUCGCCGGAGUACAAGUUAGCCCUGUGAAUGAGAAUAUAAUUUCGUCGGGUCGUCCUUGGUGGGAGAGAUACCAAUCCAUCUCCUACAAGCUUACCACUCGAUCAGGAAAUGAAGAGGAGUUCGGUGACAUGGUCCGUCGUUGCAAUGAAGUGGGGGUUCGUAUCUACGUGGAUGUGCUGCUGAAUCAUAUGUCCGGCGAUUUUGAUGGAAUCGCUGUGGGUACUGGCGGAACGGAGGCAGAACCAAGCAAGAAAUCCUUUCCGGGUGUUCCCUACAGUUCCCUGGACUUCCAUCCCACCUGUGAGAUCACCGAUUGGAACGAUCGCUUCCAGGUACAACAGUGUGAGUUGGUUGGCCUCAAGGAUCUUGACCAGAGCAACGAUUGGGUGAGGGGCAAGCUGAUUGAGUUCUUGGAUCACCUUAUUGAACUGGGUGUUGCCGGUUUCCGAGUGGAUGCCGCCAAGCACAUGGCUUCGGAGGAUCUCGAGUACAUCUAUGGCAGCCUGAGCAACCUGAACAUCGAUCACGGUUUCCCCCACAAUUCCCGGCCCUUCAUCUACCAGGAGGUGAUCGACCAUGGUCACGAAACCGUUUCCCGUGAUGAAUACAAAGAUCUGGGUGCCGUCACCGAGUUCCGUUUCUCCGAGGAGAUUGGUAACGCCUUCCGUGGCAACAAUGCAUUGAAGUGGCUGCAGAGCUGGGGCACUGGUUGGGGCUUCCUGCCCACCACUCAGGCCCUGACCUUUGUGGACAACCAUGAUAACCAAAGAGAUGGAGGCUCCGUGCUGAACUACAAGUCCCCCCGGCAGUACAAAAUGGCAACAGCCUUCCAUUUGGCCUAUCCCUAUGGCAUCAGUCGCGUGAUGAGCUCGUUUGCCUUCGAUGACCAUGAUACCCCACCGCCACAGGAUGCACAGGAGAGGAUUAUUUCUCCCGAGUUCGAUGAGGAUGGAGCCUGCGUGAAUGGCUGGAUUUGCGAGCACCGUUGGCGUCAGAUCUAUGCCAUGGUGGGCUUCAAGAAUGCUGUCCGCGAUACAGAGAUGUCCGAUUGGUGGGACAAUGGUGACAAUCAGAUCUCCUUCUGUCGUGGCAACAAGGGCUUCCUGGCUGUGAACAACAACCUGUACGAUCUGUCACAGGAUCUGAACACCUGCCUGCCUGCCGGAACCUAUUGUGAUGUGAUCUCUGGCAGUCUGAUUAAUGGUUCUUGUACCGGUAAAUCAGUCACAGUAAACGAUCAUGGACACGGCUAUAUCCAUAUUGGAUCCGAUGACUUUGAUGGUGUUUUGGCCCUGCAUGUAGAUGCCAAGGUUUAAUUAAAGGUAACACAGAAAUCUGGGCUUUAUUUUUUGUCUCAAAUUACAAUAAAAACGAACGCACAUAA
Messenger RNA from Drosophila eugracilis, 1550 nucleotides. RefSeq names its product alpha-amylase-related protein. The record is from RefSeq and is a predicted model, not a curated record. Gene Ontology annotation, molecular function: cation binding; alpha-amylase activity. The transcript is spliced from 2 exons. Bases 1 to 1482 code for a protein of 493 amino acids. NCBI's taxonomy places the organism in Eukaryota, Metazoa, Arthropoda, Insecta, Diptera, Drosophilidae. Gene Ontology annotation, biological process: carbohydrate metabolic process.